AUGCCCAUGAGACGAGGCUUGAGAUUUGAUGAAUCUCCCGUCUCCUUUCCCUACUUGUCUGACACUCGCUUUGAGAAAGCACUUAUUAAAAGUGAAGACGGCCUAUUUCUCUUGGUGGAGCUUGGACAGCCUCAGUCUCCUCAGCCCCUUCAACUACAGAUGAAAUGCAUAAGGGGCUUGAAGGACAAGGCUCCCCAGGGCUCUUACCGCCUCAGAGUGUCGCUGCUCAGUCGGCCAGGCGGCCGUGUCUGGCAGCGAUGGCACACAGAGCAACCGAAGGCCAGAACCCACCCAGUGAGGCAUGACGGACACUUUUACGAUGUGGGACUGUAUUUCCAUGAGGACCUUUAUGUGGUGCUCCCUCCUGGGAAAGCUGUGAAACCCGGCCUGGCGUUCUUAUUCGAGCUCUUUCUCCUUCGUGGGAAGCACGCCCCUCUCGACUGUGUUGUCGGCUGGUCGGCCUUCCCUUUGUGUGAUAACAACUUUGAUGUAGUGGAGGGAAAAUUCAAGUGUCCCCUUCUCCGAGGACGUUAUGACCAGAAGGUCAACAAUUUCAGGAAGAUCGAAGAUCUGAUUUGUCUUGAUUUGGACCACUGGCUGUGUAAUCUCUAUUUUCAGGUAAUUAAACUUCCUCUGCAUCUGGAUGAUGAAAAAGCCCGUGCGGGACAUGUGCAGCUCCCCCCUGAGUUUCCCGUUCGUUUACCGGCUGGAGCAGAGGAAGCAGAGUCACGUGUGGAAAAUACAACUGGACUUUCAGCGAAAGAAAAAGAGGAAAACCUCUGUGCGUCACUGGAUGAUGGAGCCAAAUCCUCAUUACACUCUUCUCAGGGAAGCAUUUUUAAUAAAAUUGGUUCUUGCCCUUCGGACUGUGAUCUCGAUCUCUUAAAAGAAGGCCAGGAAUUACGCAACAAGGGAGAAAGACUGACUGAUCAUUCUGUGAAAGAAAAAGCAACUGCUUGGGGAACUGGAGAAACUGAAGGUAAUUCACAGGAUAUAUCUUACUUGGAGGAACUGGAAAAACACAGAUUUUCAGUUUGCUGCCCCUCAGGGGCUGGUGGCGCUGGAUCUGGAGAGUUCUUGAAGCACCUCGGCUUUGCACUGGCGUCGGUGUCCGCAGAACUCCAGCUGGCUCAGUGGCGGGGCCAGGGCUUCUGGUACAUUGUCCUGCUGACGGCCUCUCUCUGGUUCCUGGGGCUCUACCUGCAUUACCUCGGCCAGUGGCUCUUCCUCCAGGCCAUCUCCGCUCCUGUUACAAAAUUCCAUUUUCGCCCUCUCACGGUUGAGCUUUGCUACCCGCCUUCAUCACUUCACAUCGGAGAGGAGCUGCUUGUGGUGGUGGUGGGGCCUUUGGUGCUGAACGCAGUGAUAUUUCCUUUGCUUCUGAUCAGAUGGGGCUGUCGGCUGCUGUUUGCCUACUGCCCUGAUGUCUUGUCAAAGUUAAUCAUUGCCAUGGGACUGUGGACAGUUCUGGACCCCCUGGCAGUGUUUAUAGUGGAUACUGUCCUGGGGCGGCUCACACCUACUGGGGAGACUCCUAUGGCUGAUGCGGCAAAGCUGUACUGGGCAUUCAUAAGAACCCAGCAAUCAGGAAUUCUUGGAGUAGUGCUCACAGCGCUAAUUUACAUUCUCCUGGUCGUCAUUGCUUCUUUGAUUUUGUAUGUGUAUUGUCUCAGAUUGCACAGUGAUUCUUGGAUAUUAGAUGCAUUUCAGCGCAUCCACAGUGAAGAAACCAAGUUUUUCAUGCCGUAUGAUUUGGAGAUUUCCAAUCAGGAGCUAAGUUACAUAGUGAAAAAGUCUGAGCAAUGGAGAGGAAUUAAUGGCGAGAGAAGAAAGGAGAUAAUUCAAGAAGCCGCACCUCCAUUUAGUACUGGAUUAGAUAGAGGGGUAGAACUCAGCCUUGUUAUUGACACGACAAACCGUGGACACUGUGGCAUGUGUGGCUUCAGUGUUUCCUGGGAAUAUCCCUCGGUUCUACUUGGGGAAGGUCGGCAGGGAGGAGGAAAAGCUUUGGUGGGGGGCACGAACGGCAAAGUGGGAGAAAACAGAUAA
Molecule: messenger RNA, 2049 nt
Organism: Miniopterus natalensis
Lineage: Eukaryota; Metazoa; Chordata; Mammalia; Chiroptera; Miniopteridae
Source: RefSeq, a predicted model, not a curated record